GCCCACGGUAUCGCCACUCGGCUGAAAAAUGUCAACCAUCUCAAAGAGGCGAUCCCGCAACGUUUUAUGAUGUUUUACGAGCACUUUAGUUGAUAUUUCGCUUAUUUAUUGUGCCAUUGCUGCGCCGGGAAGAGGAUGUCACGCUCGGGAGAUGAGAGGAGUCUGCUAAACACGUUUGAGAAAGUAACAUGCAGGCCUCCACCUCACCGAGCGAUCAUAGCAGGUCAGCGUACACCCACUGCACGGAGUGGACAUCGCUGCGUUGCCGAUAACACAAAUCUCUACGUGUUUGGAGGAUACAACCCAGACUACGACGAGUCCGGAGGCUCAGAGAAUGAAGACUACCCACUGUUCAGAGAGCUGUGGAGGUACCACUUUGCGACAGGACGAUGGCAGCAGAUUCAGACAGAGGGGUACAUGCCCACGGAGCUAGCGUCUAUGUCAGCUGUUUUACACGGGAACAAUCUGCUAGUAUUUGGCGGCACUGGCAUCCCUUUUGGUGAGAAUAACAGCAACGACGUUCAUGUUUGUAACGUCAAGUACAAACGCUGGUCACUGCUCAACUGUCGCGGAAAGAAGCCCAACAGAAUAUAUGGACAGGCGAUGGUCAUUAUAAACGGGUUUCUGUACGUGUUUGGUGGCACGACUGGGUACAAUUACAGCACAGAUUUGCACAGACUGGACCUGACCUCUAGAGAAUGGAUCUAUCUUAAACCCAACAAUCCCCCAGACGACUUCCCAGAGGAGCGGUACAGACAUGAAAUAGCACAUGACGGACAGAGGAUUUAUCUUCUGGGAGGAGGCACAUCGUGGACGUCUUACCCACUGGACAAGGUCCAUGCCUAUAAUCUAGAGACCAAUUCUUGGGAGGAGAUUGUAACUAAACCUCACGACAAAAUAGGAUAUCCGGCUCCGAGGAGAUGUCAUAGCUGUGUGCAGAUACAAAAUAACGUAUUUAUAUGUGGAGGCUACAACGGUGAAAUCAUUUUAUCAGAUUUGUGGAGGAUCGACCUUCAGUCUUUCCAGUGGAUCAAACUACCAGCCACGAUGCCUGAGCCCGCUUACUUCCACUGCGCAGCUGUUACCCCGGCGGGCUGUAUGUACAUUCACGGUGGAGUCGUGGACAUCCUGGAGAACAAGAGGACUGGUUCUUUGUUUAAAAUCUGGCUGACAGUUCCCAGUCUUUUGGAGCUGUGUGAGAAGCUGCUCAAAGCCUUUCCCCACCUGACUACAUUACCCACAAUGCAACUGCUGAACCUGGGCCUCACACAGGAACUCAUCGAGCGCUUGAAAUAAAGCCAUGCACAAGGUCGAGCUCCACCACGUUAAUGCUAAAAGGGAUGGACUUCAAUAGGAGUAGGCAUGUUUUACAGAGCACACAUAACACGUCAUCUGAAAGUCCCUCUGCCCUAAAGGAACCCACCGUAAAACCAAAAAUGUUUUAUUUUAUCGUACAAGUUUAUUUACUCAACUGCAGCUAAGAAUAUGAUACGAUUUUAACCAAUCUCCCCACCAACAUCAAGAGAAGCCUUAAAUAGUUCUCACCGUGCCAUAGUAAAAUUUAGCUUUUAAAAUAUUGACUUGUAAGUAUUUUUUUUUUAAUUUUAAUAACUAAUUGUUUACUUAAGAGAGAAAUAGGAAAUACAGGUUUUUGCACAUUAAUUUUAAUCGUCUUUUAGGUGGAAAUGGGUCUGAUAAAUUGAAUUGUACUUGGUGUUUUGAGCAGGCCUGUCGACAGAAAUUUGGGGGGCCCAGGGCAAGAACGCUGGCACGGGCCCCUUUUUGAAAUAAAUUAACAAGAAGAGGGUCCUGGUUGUACGGAUGCCGCAGAGGAACAUUUUUCAUUACUGACUUCCAAAGCAUGCUGAGUGUAUGAAUGUAGGAUUUAAAAAUAUAUUAAACUUGAAAGAUGUUGAGGACGCGUGGUUUCUGUUUUAGUUGUUUUACUGCAAUUUCGAUAAAAUAAUAAUAAAUAUGUUACUUUUAAAUGCCUUGGACAAGUUUCUAAUUUUAAAUCGAAUAAGUUAUUGCUUAAAAAUCCUUCUGCCUUUCUGUGCCCCUGUUGAUGCUGUUAUCAGAAUUUGGGCUAAAAGAGUUCUUGUAUAAAUAAAACUUUCUCAUUCAUUUUUCAUGUUCAUGUGUAACCACGCCUUACACCACUGUGAAUAUGGUGCUCUUAAGAUUAAUUUAAAUAAAGAUUAUGGGAAAUAUUA
Boleophthalmus pectinirostris (great blue-spotted mudskipper) is the source of this 2213-nucleotide messenger RNA. RefSeq names its product kelch domain containing 10 (gene klhdc10). Gene Ontology annotation, molecular function: protein binding. NCBI's taxonomy places the organism in Eukaryota, Metazoa, Chordata, Actinopteri, Gobiiformes, Gobiidae. Gene Ontology annotation, biological process: positive regulation of stress-activated MAPK cascade. The record is from RefSeq and is a predicted model, not a curated record.